Vigna angularis (adzuki bean) is the source of this 1111-nucleotide messenger RNA. RefSeq names its product auxin efflux carrier component 8. The record is from RefSeq and is a predicted model, not a curated record. The transcript is spliced from 6 exons. NCBI's taxonomy places the organism in Eukaryota, Viridiplantae, Streptophyta, Magnoliopsida, Fabales, Fabaceae. Gene Ontology annotation, molecular function: auxin efflux transmembrane transporter activity. Gene Ontology annotation, cellular component: endoplasmic reticulum; plasma membrane. The coding region runs from base 1 to 1092 and encodes 363 amino acids. Gene Ontology annotation, biological process: auxin export across the plasma membrane; auxin polar transport.
AUGAUUUCCUUAGCAGAUGUCUACCAUGUUGUCACUGCCACUGUCCCAUUAUAUGUGACCAUGGUUCUAGCCUACAUCUCAGUCAAGUGGUGGAAGCUCUUCACCCCAGAACAAUGUUCAGGCAUAAACAAAUUUGUGGCCAAUUUCUCAGUCCCUAUUCUGUCAUUCCAAGUCAUUUCAUCCAACAACAUUUACAAAAUGAGCCUCAAACUGGUUUAUGCAGACUGUGUUCAGAAAUUGCUUGCAUUCCUGAUCUUCACAGCAAUCAUUAAGAUCAAGGGCAGGGGGGGUUUGAAGUGGAUCAUAACUGGUCUCUCACUCUCAACACUUCCCAACACUUUGAUCCUUGGAAUUCCUCUCAUGAAGGCCAUGUACAGAGAUGAAGCUUCUCUUCUCCUGCCACAGGUUAUUUUCCUCCAGAGCAUGGUCUGGUACAAUCUCUUGUUGUUUCUUCAUGAGUUGGAUGCUGCAAUUCCUGCAAGGACCAUGCCUGUUGUUGCACCACCAUCACAAGACUCAGGAGAAUCUGAGACUUCUCAGGAGAUACAAUCAAAAGAAGAAGAAGAAGAAGAAGAACAUAGAACACAGAACAAAACGAGGAUGUUGAUCAUUCUUAUGAAAGUGGGGAAUAAAUUAAUCAUUAAUCCUAAUACCUAUGCAACUUUCAUAGGUCUUAUUUGGGCAAGCAUACAUUUCAGGUGGGGAGUGGAUAUGCCAGAUGUUGUUAACCAGUCAAUAGAAAUAUUGGCCAGUGGAGGUCUAGGCAUGGCAACUUUCAGCUUAGGUCUAUUUAUGGCAUCAAACAACAGAAUCAUAGCAUGUGGGCCAAGGAUGACAAUGGUGGCAAUGGGCCUGAAAUUUCUUGUUGGGCCUGCUAUAAUGGCUGUAGCCUCCAUUGUGAUUGGAUUAAGAGAUAGAAUGCUCAAAGUGGCAAUCAUUCAGGCAGCUCUACCCCAAGGAAUUGUUCCUUUUGUUUUUGCUAGAGAGUAUAAUGUCCACCCAGGAAUUUUAAGCACAGGGGUCUUGCUAGGAAUGCUCAUGGCCUUGCCUGUGGCAUUGACCUACUAUGUCCUCUUGUCACUCUGCUUCUGAUACACUAUGUCAAGUAUAU